AGUGAAGAUGAAUGUGGAGAAGCUCAUCACACAGAUCCAAGAAAGACCCCAAAUCUGGGACACACGCUGUGACGGUUACCGUGACCGUGUAGCCAAGGAGCGGGCAUGGGAGGAGGUGGCACAACAUAUGAUGGCCAGCCAAUGGGAGAAGGCAAAUUCCAAAAAGCGGCGUGACUUAAUUCAAAGAGUAAAGACAAGAUGGCAUUCAUGCCGUGACCAAUUGUGCCGUGAAUUAAUCCAAUCAAAGGGUCAUAGUGGUGAUGGCGGUUUGCUUAAAAAACCAUAUAUGUAUACCCGCCAGCUACAAUUUCUGCGGCCCAUUUUGGAAUUAAGGCCCACCGUGGACAACCUUGAGGAUGAAGGGCACAAUUCCAUCAGCUCCCAUGAGGUGGACCAAGCUGCUUUCGGGCCACAUUCCCCACGUCCUGUGACCGAUGAGGAGGAUCUAAGCACACAGGAGCUGCCCACUCACCAACUGCAGGGAGAAGGUUCUGGUGUGGAAGCUGGAGGAGUUACUGCUUCCAGUCCAGAAGCACAGGCCAGGCGAGAAGAGGGGCUAAGGCCAAUCCUUCAUCUCGCUCAGAACCUCGAGCAGUGGUUGACAGCCAGGUGAUCCAGUAUUUAAGCAAGAGAAGGAAGGAAGGUAAGGAGGAGAGGAUGCUUGGUGGCCUAGCUCCCCUGAUCCAAGG
Messenger RNA from Bufo bufo (common toad), 689 nucleotides. RefSeq lists its product as uncharacterized. The record is from RefSeq and is a predicted model, not a curated record. Gene Ontology annotation, cellular component: nucleus; transcription regulator complex. NCBI's taxonomy places the organism in Eukaryota, Metazoa, Chordata, Amphibia, Anura, Bufonidae. Gene Ontology annotation, biological process: regulation of transcription by RNA polymerase II. Bases 8 to 613 code for a protein of 201 amino acids. The transcript has 3 exons.